AAAUCAGACCACACAACACACAACAGCAGAAACCUAAACCCUCUUGUUGUAACAAGGAGCAAGUGACGUGGCCGUACGAUGGUUUUCUCCCCGGAAGGAAAACCCUACUCUUAUGGCGAUUCCUCUCAGCAUGCUCGCCUUCAAAACUCUCAAGCUUACCUCCGCCGCCUCGAGGACGAGUUGCAGAUCGAGAAAUUCCGCGGAGAAUUUUUGAAGGAGAAAUUGAAGGAGACGCGUGAAAGGAACAACAUUAAGGACGUGAAUGACAUGAAUUUGGGGGAACUGUACGAGUUCAAGAGCAAACUUGAAGCUCUUCGACAGAUGGUGUACGGCAGAGCUCUGGAAAUGGAAGCUUCGUCGAGGCUGACGAUGCUCUCGCAAGAUAAGACUCCGAACAAGCCAGAGGGUUCUAAGCCCAGGAAGAAGAGCAAAAACAAGAACAAGAAGAAGAAAUAUUAAUUGUCAUAUGAUCAAUGCUCAGAAAAAUUCCAAAUACCGUACUAGUUUUGAAUUUGAGAAUAAAGAAUCUGUUAUAAUGGAAUUUGUUAUGUAUUUCCUUCU
Molecule: messenger RNA, 561 nt
Organism: Tarenaya hassleriana
Lineage: Eukaryota; Viridiplantae; Streptophyta; Magnoliopsida; Brassicales; Cleomaceae
Product: agamous-like MADS-box protein AGL29
Exons: 2
Coding region: 79-459 (126 amino acids)
Source: RefSeq, a predicted model, not a curated record